Vitis vinifera (wine grape) is the source of this 495-nucleotide messenger RNA. RefSeq names its product vegetative cell wall protein gp1-like. The transcript is spliced from 3 exons. Bases 1 to 495 code for a protein of 164 amino acids. NCBI's taxonomy places the organism in Eukaryota, Viridiplantae, Streptophyta, Magnoliopsida, Vitales, Vitaceae. The record is from RefSeq and is a predicted model, not a curated record.
AUGGCGCGAACACGAGGGGCUAAAUCUUCAUCUCCUUCGAAUCGCAAGAAGAGUCUGCGAAAGGAGCUAGUUCCAGAUUCUGCUCCAGAGCCUUCGCAGCCGAAAGCAAUUCCUCCUUCGGUGAAGCCAGCGUCGCCAAAGCCUCCGGCGAAACAUUACCUUACCAAGUCAGGAGGUCGUACACUGCAAAAGAGACCCAGGGUACAGAGCUCAGAACCCAUCGAUUUGACUGAGCAAUCUCCAGAGCCUUCACCAAUUCCAUCACCGGUUCCAACUCCAGUUCCCUCGCUGAUUCCCAUGCCAGUUCCGUCGCCGGUGCCAUCUCCGGCGCUGCAAGAAAAAUCUCAGGAGCCUCAAAGCUCGGCCAUUCCAUUCCGAGCUAUGCUUCAACAUAGCGGCAUUCAGAGUGAGGUCGGAGCUUACACAGACAUUCAACCUGCUGAGAAGAGCUUCACCAGCUGCACCAGCUUCAUCUCAGCCAUCCACAUCAGCUGA